Pterocles gutturalis (yellow-throated sandgrouse) is the source of this 774-nucleotide messenger RNA. RefSeq names its product sphingosine-1-phosphate phosphatase 1 (gene SGPP1). The record is from RefSeq and is a predicted model, not a curated record. Gene Ontology annotation, biological process: sphingosine metabolic process; phospholipid dephosphorylation. The coding region runs from base 1 to 774 and encodes 257 amino acids. Gene Ontology annotation, molecular function: sphingosine-1-phosphate phosphatase activity. The transcript is spliced from 3 exons. Lineage: Eukaryota; Metazoa; Chordata; Aves; Pterocliformes; Pteroclidae. Gene Ontology annotation, cellular component: endoplasmic reticulum membrane.
AUGAAUGAUGUGGCUGCACUUGUAAUGUGUUCUGGUGAUGCAGCACAGGGUACAUCGGUUACUCCUGUGGCUGCUCUAACAAUGUCAGCAUCUGAUAACUGCGAUCAUGUCCUGAGUGUGACCUGGUUACUGUAUCCCCUUGUGUUUGGACUGAUCCUUGCAUUCUGCUGGUGUUCUUUGGUUUGCUGUAGUCGAAUUUAUAUGGGAAUGCAUUCAAUUUUGGAUGUUAUUGCUGGAUUUCUGUACGCUAUUCUUAUCUUGGUUGUCUUCCAUCCAUUUGUGGACCUGAUUGAUAACUUCAACUUAACUUACAAAUAUGCACCCUUAAUUAUCAUCAGUCUCCAUUUAGCGCUGGGCAUCUUCUCUUUUACCCUGGACACCUGGAGCACAUCGCGAGGAGACACAGCUCAGAUACUGGGCUGUGGUGCUGGAGUAGCCUGUGGCUCUCACGUUAACUACAUAAUGGGUCUAAACCUAGAUCCUCCUCCCCAUACAUUACCUUUAUCUCUUUCCUCCCUCACCGUGACUGUGUUUGGAAGAGCCAUAUUGCGGUUGUUGAUUGGAGUAAUAAUUCUGUUGUUAACAAGAGUAGCGAUGAAAAAAGCCACUAUUCCACUGGCAUGUAAAAUAUUUCGCAUACCACAUGACGAUGUACGGAAAGCAAGACAACGCAUGGAAGUUGAGCUUCCCUAUCGCUAUAUAACGUAUGGAAUGGUUGGGUUCUCCCUCAUGUUUAUUGUUCCUUGCGUCUUUCAUUUUAUUGGUCUUUCUUGA